Messenger RNA from Scylla paramamosain (green mud crab), 569 nucleotides. RefSeq lists its product as uncharacterized. The record is from RefSeq and is a predicted model, not a curated record. The transcript is spliced from 2 exons. Lineage: Eukaryota; Metazoa; Arthropoda; Malacostraca; Decapoda; Portunidae. Bases 23 to 502 code for a protein of 159 amino acids.
UCCCGGCACGCACAGAUCCGCCAUGACCCUCCGCGUUCUCGUCGCCGCCCUCGUGUCCGUUCUUGUUUCCGUGGCUAGUGCCAUGCCCCAGCCGGAGGCCGAGCCAAGCUUCCGCUACGGCUUUGGCCACGGCGGCUUCGGCGGCGGCUUUGUUGGCGGCUUUGGCGGCUACGGAGGAUACCGCGGCAAGAGGAGCGCCGAGGCUGAUCCUGAGCCAGGCUUCCGCGGCGGAUUUGGCCACGGCGGUUUCGGUGGCGGCUUCGGCGGCUUUGGCGGCUACGGAGGAUAUCGCGGUAAGAGAAGCGCAGGAGCUGAUCCUGAGCCAGGCUUCCGCGGCGGCUUUGGCCAUGGCGGUUUUGGCGGCGGCUUCGCAGCCUUUGGCGGCUACAGAGGAUAUCGUGGCAAGAGGAGAGCUGCUCCUGAGCCUGGAUUCCACGGCGGCUUUGGUGGCUUCCUUGGAGGCUUCGGUGGUUUCGGAAGAGGGUUUGGUUACGGAAAGUAAAGGGAACUGCUACGCGUCGGUCGAUGCCGACCUGUAGAUAUUAGGAAAAGAAUAAACUAUGCACAUA